AUGAAGUUUCAUCCAAGACCCAAGAUUGAAGAAGACCCGACCGAAGACUACGAGCUGCUUGCCGAAGGACUGAAAAGCUGUGCCGAAUUCGCCUCAGUUCCUCAAGCAAGAAGAUCAGAUCGCAUCUCCAUCACUACUGAGGAGUUGCUCGAGAAGAGAAAGAAACUGAAGCUUGGUCCUACGGCAACACGUUCAACAUGGCUGGUAAUAAACGCCAGCUGA
Angiostrongylus costaricensis is the source of this 222-nucleotide messenger RNA. Lineage: Eukaryota; Metazoa; Nematoda; Chromadorea; Rhabditida; Metastrongylidae. The record is from the annotation of a GenBank genome assembly.